AUGGCAGGGUUAAAUGUCAAAUUUGUGAUGGGAGUGUUAAAUGUCAAAUCAGUGAUGGGAGUGUUAAAUGUCAAAUUUGUGAUGGCAGGGUUAAAUGUCAAAUCAGUGAUGGGAGUGUUAAAUAUCAAAUCAGUGAUGGCAGGGUUAAAUGUCAAAUCAGUGAUGGGAGUGUUAAAUAUCAAAUCAGUGAUGGCAGGGUUAAAUGUCAAAUCAGUGAUGGCAGGGUUAAAUAUCAAAUCAAUGAUGGGAGUGUUAAAUAUCAAAUCAAUGAUGGGAGUGUUAAAUGUCAAAUCAGUGAUGGGAGUGUUAAAUGUCAAAUUUGUGAUGGCAGGGUUAAAUGUCAAAUCCGUGAUGAGAGUGUUAAAUGUCAAAUCAGUGAUGUGCAGUGUUAAAUGUCAAAUUUGUGAUGGGAGUGUUAAAUGUCAAAUCAGUGAUGAGAGUGUUAAAUAUCAAAUCAGUGAUGGCAGUGUUAAAUAUCAAAUCAGUGAUGGGAGUGUUAAAUGUCAAAUCAGUGAUGGGAGUGUUAAAUAUCAAAUCAGUGAUGGCAGUGUUAAAUAUCAAAUCAGUGAUGGGAGUGUUAAAUGUCAAAUCAGUGAUGGGAGUGUUAAAUAUCAAAUCAGUGAUGGCAGGGUUAAAUGUCAAAUCAGUGAUGAGAGUGUUAAAUGUCAAAUUUGUGAUGGGAGUGUUAAAUAUCAAAUCAGUGAUGGCAGGGUUAAAUGUCAAAUUUGUGAUGGGAGUGUUAAAUAUCAAUUCAAUGAUGGCAGGGUUAAAUGUCAAAUUUGUGAUGGCAGGGUUAAAUGUCAAAUUUGUGAUGUGCAGUGUUAA
Molecule: messenger RNA, 825 nt
Organism: Saccoglossus kowalevskii
Lineage: Eukaryota; Metazoa; Hemichordata; Enteropneusta; Harrimaniidae
Product: cell wall mannoprotein PIR3-like
Source: RefSeq, a predicted model, not a curated record